AUGUUAUCGCGGCGCAUAUUUCGAUUUCGAAAUACUGGCUUACAACUUCGCCAACUACGACGUCUUGCAACAGCAGCUGAGCCCUCGGCAAAUGGGGCGAAUGGUAACCAACAGCAUGGAGACAAUCGUGUCAAAAUAGUGGAAGUGGGACCUCGGGACGGAUUACAAAAUGAGAAAACGAUUAUACCUUUAGCGACAAAGAUAAGUCUGAUUGAGAAGCUUGCAAAGACGGGCUUGCAGGAUAUUGAAGCUGGCUCUUUUGUUGCGCCAAAAUGGGUGCCACAAAUGGCAGAUGCGAGCGAAAUUCUUGAACAUGUUCUACAGAAUCAGAAUCAAUCGUCUAUUCCUCUACGAUACUCUUUCUUGGCGCCCAACAGAAAGGGUCUUGACAAAGCAUUGGAUAUUUUGUCUCAAAAUCAAAAUGCGUACAACACUGCCGACAUUCCUCUUCAUGAUGCCCCCAAGGAUCUUACUUCAUCCUCCAGUAAACCAUAUAUCGAGAUGGCAGUCUUUGCAGCAGCAACCGAGUCCUUUUCACAAAAGAACCUCAACUGUGAUAUUGCAACAUCAUUAAAACGAUUUGAAGAAGUCAUACAAGGUGCAAAAGCAGCCGGAAUGCGAGUUCGUGCCUAUAUAUCUGUAGUAUUGGGUUGUCCAUUUGAGGGUGGCAAUGUAGAUCCUCAUCGCGUGGCAGAAAUAGCGACGGAAUUAUUGGAGAUGGGGGCGGACGAGAUUGAUCUUGGAGAUACCACUGGGAUGGGUACUGGACCUAAGACUUCAAAACUUUUGCGUACAAUGCAAUCAGCGGGAAUACUUAAUGAGGACAUAGCGAUGCACUUCCAUGAUACAUAUGGACAGGCCUUAAUCAAUACUGUUGUCAGCUUGGAACAUGGUAUUAGAACCUUUGAUAGUAGUGUUGGAGGAUUAGGUGGAUGCCCAUACAGUCCUGGGGCUACUGGAAAUGUCGCUACAGAAGAUAUGGUAUAUUUGCUAGAGAGCAUGGGAAUGCAGACUGGUGUUAAUCUAGAUGAGUUGGCUGAUGUUGGACAAUGGAUUACUGGGGAGAUUGGGAAACCUAAUGCAAGCAGUGUUGGGAAGGCGGUGAUUGGAGCAAGAAGCCGCAAAUAA
Messenger RNA from Sclerotinia sclerotiorum 1980 UF-70, 1128 nucleotides. RefSeq lists its product as hypothetical. Bases 1 to 1128 code for a protein of 375 amino acids. Gene Ontology annotation, molecular function: hydroxymethylglutaryl-CoA lyase activity. The transcript is spliced from 2 exons. The record is from RefSeq and is a predicted model, not a curated record. Lineage: Eukaryota; Fungi; Ascomycota; Leotiomycetes; Helotiales; Sclerotiniaceae. Gene Ontology annotation, biological process: ketone body biosynthetic process; L-leucine catabolic process.